This is a messenger RNA of Leptinotarsa decemlineata (Colorado potato beetle), 609 nucleotides long. Its product is annotated as NADH dehydrogenase [ubiquinone] 1 alpha subcomplex subunit 7. The record is from RefSeq and is a predicted model, not a curated record. Gene Ontology annotation, biological process: ATP synthesis coupled electron transport; mitochondrial electron transport, NADH to ubiquinone. NCBI's taxonomy places the organism in Eukaryota, Metazoa, Arthropoda, Insecta, Coleoptera, Chrysomelidae. Gene Ontology annotation, cellular component: mitochondrial inner membrane; respiratory chain complex I.
AACUUCAAAUCACGAAACCGAUUCCUAAAGCUGUUAUGCAACUGUCAAGUUCUAACCUCCAAACAGUCAAAAUUGAUUUUGUAAUAUUUUAAUUAAAUUUAUCUUGUGAAAAGGAAAAUGCCACCAAAACCAAAAGUUCAGUUUCACGACGUUAAUCCAUUUCUACAAAACUUGCGAAAUUUUCUGUUAGGUAGAAAACACACUUUGGCUCUGAGAUUUCAAGACACAAUUGCCACACGGUCCCCACCUCCCCCAAUACUUCCAGACGGUCCAGCUCACAAACUGAGCGCCAAUUAUUACUACACCAGAGAUCCAAGACGUGAAGUCUCUCCUCCAGAAGUAAUAGCACCCAUUCCUUCACAACUGGAAGCAGGUCAAAAAGCUAGCACUGUCAAGAAAAUCACCCCUGGAAAUACUUAUUUGUGGGAUUGAUUAUAAAUGAAUAGUUGAAAUAUAUAAGUAGUUGAAGAAUGGAAUGGUCUCAUAACGAUCAUCAAAUAGAUAUUCUUUGAAACUUGUUAGGUAUCGUCAAAUGCACAUUACAUUUUCAUUUUGAAUGUUUCAUAUGCUAAUAUUACUUGGGAUAAACAUUGAGUGACUGAAAUUUUA